Cololabis saira (Pacific saury) is the source of this 4140-nucleotide messenger RNA. RefSeq names its product mastermind-like protein 2. Gene Ontology annotation, cellular component: nuclear speck; nucleoplasm. The record is from RefSeq and is a predicted model, not a curated record. The coding region runs from base 822 to 3554 and encodes 910 amino acids. NCBI's taxonomy places the organism in Eukaryota, Metazoa, Chordata, Actinopteri, Beloniformes, Belonidae. Gene Ontology annotation, molecular function: transcription coactivator activity. The transcript is spliced from 5 exons. Gene Ontology annotation, biological process: Notch signaling pathway; positive regulation of transcription of Notch receptor target.
AGCUCCGCCGCUGCUCGCUGUACCACUCGGACAAAUGAUUGUCAAUGGACUACUUGAGACGGAUCUGCAACAGCUUCCCCGCGUUCCAGCCGCAUGUUUUCUCGCCAAAUGAUAUGUAUCUAUUCGUUUUUUUUUUAUCUGAAUGGAGAUGGAGAAACAUAGAGAAGAUGGACUAAUUUCCGAGCGAAAAUACCGUGAGUCUUGAAGUUGAGCGGAUUUUGCGUGUUUGCAGAUUCUUUGGGCGCUGGAGAGGAAUCGCUCCCCUUCCAGUUUUAGGGUCGGCAACACGGCUGGGACUAAAUGAAAUGAAAAUGUUCCGUGGAUCGGUCCCGACCAUCACGCGUGCCGUGGUUCAGAAUCAUCCACGGCAUUUCUGUUGAGUCUCGCCUGGUUAUUUGUGCGCAGAGGUUGAGUCGCUGAGGAAGAGUGGAUCAAAUCCAGCAGCAACUCCAUUUAUAGCCUAUUUGUAAGACAAAUCUUUGCACAUUUAAUUACAAGUUGCCACAAGCCCACAAUCACCCACGAUGAAUAACAUGAUUCUUUAACUUUGGGAGUUUUUAUUGACGACUUGAAAACAGUUGGGGUUUAUAAUAACUUGAUUUGGUUUUACUACUGACUAUAUAAUUUCUAAGUAGUUUAAACAGAUCAUAAACAUCUCAGUUCAUAGCCCGGCAUAGGCCACAGUGCGUGCUUCUCUUCAGUGACUCGGACCGUGGGGUUAAGAGGUUUUAUUUCCCACAUGGGAUCCUAGGUCCGUGCGUCUUGCGGUGCGUCAGAAACCUUUCCAAGUUGGACCUUUCAGCCUUCUCUCAACUUGUGUUAUGGGCGAGGCGACCCCCGCCCAGUCUGCCGCGGGGACCUUCGUGCCCAUGUUGGGGGUCGGCUUGGGGGCCAUGCCGGGCCCGGUGGUGGGGGCCCCCUCCAGGGGUUCGGCGGUGCCGCAGCUGCACAACGCCAUCGUGGAGCGCCUGCGCGCCCGCAUCGAGCUGUGCAGGCGGCACCACUCCACCUGCGAGAGCCGCUACCAGAGAGGGCAGGCCGAGAGCUCGGACCGGGAGCACGAGAGCACGCUCCACCUGCUCAACAUCGUCCAGCAAGGGCCCGGGACCCGCAAGACUAAAGGCAGCCGGGGGUCGAACCAGCAGCAACCCCCAGAGUACAGCAGGACCAACGGGGAGCAGAAGGUCACGGAGGGCGAGCAGAAGAUCUCCACCCGCAUAGCGCUCCAAGGAUCUCUGCGAAGGAAGAUCGAAGGAAAUACACCUGGACAUGGGCUCAAGCAGAACGGCCUCUCCUGCGGUUUCGCCGGAUCGGACUUUAAACGCGUCCGCGUGGACCCCGGAGGUCUGGACCACGUCACGUGCAGCCAUAACGUAGGCCAGGCCCAUUCGCUGCAGCUGUCUUCGGCCAUCGGCAUGCAGAGGAAGAGUUACAUGAUGCCCCACGCGUUGGGCUCAGACAUAUUCAACAUGACUCUGAAAGAAAUGAAAAAGGAGCCCAUGGAGAUCCAGUCUUGUGGGCAGUCCAACUCAGAGAUGAUUUUUGAUUUCAAGGAUGAAGGUGGGGGUCAGAUUGACCCGGAGCUGCAGGAUCUGUUUGAUGAACUGACCAAGUCAGUGCCCCCGCUGAACGAUCCCGAGUUUGAGAAGAUGCUCAAGCAGGAUGAUCCAUUUAGUUUAGAUCUAGGUCGGCCGAGCUCAGCGGGAGCGGCCGCCAAUCUGUGCUCCCUCAUGGAGAAGCCGAUAAAGACGGAGAACUCUCCGGAUUUUGGCCAGCUUCACUGUGGCUCGUCACAGCUUCGUCCAGCCUCAGCAGGUCCCUCUUUCACACUGACCAGCACCUCCUCUACCAACACAUCACAGAAAGCUAACGCCCAGGCCGGACACCCCAGAGCCAUGCCCUGCUGGCCAGAAAUAUCCCACGCACAGCAACUCAAGCAGAUGGCGGCCAACCAGCAACAGCCGAGUCCCCUCCUCCAUCACCACCACCAGACGCCACCCGUGGGGAUGACGAACUGGGCCUCUGCCGUGAGCGGCCACUCCACCACCAGCACCUUUCCCCAGGAAAAGGUUUCCAGCUCCAACCCACUGAGCCAGCAGAGGAUGGGCUCCGGCAACAAGGGGCUCGGCAACUGCCUGUUGAAGUCCAACAGCCACAACGGAUCCCAGCAGUUUGAAAUGAAGAGUCUCAGCAACAAGCCCACGUUGCACUUCAGCCCUAAGACUCCCCAUCCUGCGGGCCAGCCCAUGUCUCUGAAAACAGAGCAGCAACAGCCGUCGCCGUCGCCGGGUCAGAACCAGCCACAUUCGGCUCUGCACUUCCAGAACCAGCAGAUCUCGUCAUCAGCGGGUCUCUGUCUCCAAACCAAGGCCGGUCCCGGGGGGCUGCCAUUCAGACUGCCCCAGCAGCAGCAGGGUGUUCCUAACGGGCCGAGGCUGUCCUCCAAUGGAAACGCGGGAGUCAUGUCAGCGCAGUCGCAGCUGCGACCCUCAGCGCCCGCCAGCCAGCAGAAAGGUCCCGCCAAACACCUGGCCAUCCAGAGGCAGCUCAACCAGCAGCAGCAGCAGCAGCAGCAGCAGCACGCCAUCAGCAACACGGACAAAGACAAUGCACAUGAUCAGUUUAGCAGACAUCUUACAAGACCUCCGCCUGAUUACAAACAGACGAGAAGCAUGGCGGGAAUUCAGCAAGGAAACAUCUUCACAGGUCAGAACUCCUCCCACUCUCCCAGCAGUGGUCCUGAGAAUAACCUCCAGUCCCUCCCCUGUCACCUCCCCGGUGGGUCCGCGCCAAAGAUGAGCUCUUCGUCGCUGGAGCGCAGAUUUUGUCUGGGAACGGACUCCCACCAGAGUCCGUGCAUCGGCCAGUUCCAGCAGCAGCAGAACAGUCACGGCCGUAUCGGCCUGAAUCAAAGCCAGCCCCGGUUCCUGGAGCCCAGCACGCAAGGGAAGUCCUUCGGGAUGAACAAUCUGACAGGUGUGCAGCAGCACCAGAGGGCGGCAGCUGACCUGCAUUCCUCCGGGCUGCCGGGGCAGGCUCUCGCAGGACUCAUGACAAAUGCCAGCGUUGGCUGGGGUUCGGCCAAUAAGCAAGUGACAACUGGACUCGGCGUGAGGCGUCUCCCCAACGCGCUGCAGUCGCAGGGCGUGCAGGACAUGCCGAGCCACCCGUACCAGCAGAGGCACGUCGGGCCCCCUAACCAGGUGGCGCCGGACAUCGGGAGGCUCCCGCUGAGCGCUGGGAUUAGAGAUGCAGGCCCGAGGUCCAACCAGGCCAUGAUGGGCUCCCCGUCGCCGGUGGGGAGCCUGAGCCAGGCGUCUCCUGAGCAGCGAGUCCCGGCGGGGAAGUUCCCCGACGCCAGUCCCACCUCCAGCAGUUACCAGAACAACAGGCCCACCCGGCUCACCUUCGACUUCCUCCCCGAGGGGGACAACACCGUCCCGGGAAUCAACGCAGACUCGGACUUCAUUGACUCGCUGCUCAAGUCCGGAUCCGGGAACGACGACUGGAUGAAAGACAUAAAUCUGGACGAGAUCCUGGGCAGCCACUCGUGAAUUCGAUGAAUCCGCAUCUUAAAUUAUCAAGGCCAUUUACGCUAGGUGAAAGGGAUGACGUUUGUCAAAAUAGACAUUUUAUAAACUCCUUCAUUAUCCAAGUAUACUGAACUGUUUUGUAUCGUAUUUACUGUGAAAAGAAUGCCGCGUUUCAUUGUCACAACUCUGCAUAUUUGUUCAUGGUUUGUAAACCAAGAAACUGCCUUUUCCUUUGCAGUCACUGUUUUUGUGGGUUUUAUUUCAUGCUUCGGUGCCGUCGUUUUAGGGUUUCAAACCAAAUUCACACUGUGAAAACAAAACAUUGCUGUGCUGCUUUUAAAGUCGCUUUAAGUUUCUAAAUCUUCAUGCACAGUUGAGCAUGGCGUGGUAAAUAUCUUCUGAAGUAUUGUCACCACACACACACACACACACACAGACUCUCGCUUCAGUAGAUGUUUCCUCCUGAGUGUUUCAAUGUUUUCAUCUGUGGUAGUUUUCAAUGCAGUUUGAAAAAUGUAACCAUUAUUUUUUCUCAUGUGAUAUUUAAUAAUAUUUGGGAUAGCAAUUAGACAUUAUAAUACGUGUAAUUAAUAAAAAUUAUUUGAAU